CCGUUCAGCUCAGGGCAUCUUGCCAGGAGGCGUCGGCCUCAGGCCCGUCCGCCCCCGCGCUCGCCCCCCUCUGCGCUGCGCCCCGGACAUGUCGGCGGCCCCGCGGGGCGACGCGGAGUGCCUCGACCCGCGGACCUCAGGCGUCCUGGCCGAGGGGACCGCCGAGAGGAGCGGCGCGCCCGAGGCCGCACGGCGCGAGGCCGCCGCCGGCUCCCCAGGCACAGCGCGCCCCCAGAGCCGCAUGGCGACCAUGUUCUCGGUGGACCUGGAGGUGAGGACGGUGGAGCCCCAGAGGCACAGCCUCGCGUCGCUCUUCGGGAGGGCCAGGACCAGCACGAUGGACCUCGAGGAGCGCGUGGCGCGGCCGUGCCUGGCGCGGCUCUGGUCCACCUCUGGGCUGUGCCAAGAGGGCGCCCACAUGGGCCGGCGGAUUUUCCCGACCCGCCCUGCAUCCUCCCCUGCCCGCCUCGCCCCGACUGCGACGAGGAGGGGGACGCGGCCGCUGGCAUGGGCGAGUCCGCACCGCAUUCGUACUGGAAGCAGCACGCCACGUGGCUGGACAACUGGCCGAGCCUCGACAGGAGCCGCGCGGCCGCCGGAGCAUUCGUGGCGGGAUGGAGCGACAGGGGCAGGGCCUCGAACCUGCAGGCCUUUGUGAACGUCUGCGAUCAGCCAGUGGCGGUGCGAUCGCAGCCCGUGGACGGCAGCGACGCGAAGACCGAGGUCAGGGUGCAGCCAGGGGAGAUGGUGGUCGUUGCGAAGGUCGUCGAGCGCCAGGGCACGAGGUACCUUCGGCUCGCGAGCGGUUCCGGGUGGCUCUUCGAGACGCAGGGCAGGGCGCCUGUGAUGGCCAGGAUGGCGCGCGUGGCUGUUGGCAGCUGGUGGUUCCGGGUGGCGUGCGGCGAGGCGCUGGAGGUGCACGCUGCGCCCACGUUCGCGGCGUCGCCCAGCGGUUGGGUCAUGAGCCCCACGGAGAUUUUUCUGGUCGAUGUGAAGGCGCGGGUGCGUGGCUGCAUGUUCUUCCACUUGGCAGACGGCAGAGGCUGGAUCCCAGAGCUGAGGCAGCCUGCACACCCACGCGGGUCCGCGUGCUCCCCCACGUGGCCAGACGUUGACGUGCCCACGUUGCUGGUCAAAGAGGCCGAGGCGGACUUGGAGGGCAGGUCCGCCGGUUGGUUCAACUACUCCAGCAUAGUGCCCUCCACCAGCGAUGCAGUCGAGGUCGGCGAGUGGCGCUACGUGGUGGGCGAGCUCCCCGUCCUCGCCAUCGGCGCCCGGCAGUUCGGGGAGCUGCUCGAGCCCGGCGAGAGCGUGAAGGUGGACAAGCGGGCCUUCGCGGGCGGCGACGCCCCCCCGGGGGGCGGAGCGUGGACCGCCGCCAGCAGGGUCUGGCUGCGCCUGCGGGACGGCAGGGGCUGGGUGCCGGAGACGGCCCCCGGAGGGCGGGCGCUGCUCCGCCCGCGCGGCGCGCCCGCGUCCUACCCCGGCUUCUGCGCGGGCGGCCGCCCCAGCGCCCGCCGCGCGGAGCCGGAGGACGCUUGGACGGCGGGCCUCGUCUGA
This is a messenger RNA of Prorocentrum cordatum, 1560 nucleotides long. The record is from the annotation of a GenBank genome assembly. NCBI's taxonomy places the organism in Eukaryota, Dinophyceae, Prorocentrales, Prorocentraceae.